Molecule: messenger RNA, 662 nt
Organism: Limulus polyphemus (Atlantic horseshoe crab)
Lineage: Eukaryota; Metazoa; Arthropoda; Merostomata; Xiphosura; Limulidae
Product: ubiquitin
Exons: 2
Coding region: 105-338 (77 amino acids)
Biological process (GO): modification-dependent protein catabolic process; protein ubiquitination
Cellular component (GO): cytoplasm; nucleus
Molecular function (GO): ubiquitin protein ligase binding; protein tag activity
Source: RefSeq, a predicted model, not a curated record
UUACUGGUAAACAUUUACUUUUUGUUCACGUGGGGCUUUCUGAUUGGUUAUAUGUGAUUGCAGUAUCAGUAGCAUCCUGUAAUAUUAACAGCUCAAAGUUCAAAAUGCAGAUCUUUGUAAAAACCUUGACAGGAAAGACUAUUACCUUAGAAGUAGAGCCUAGUGACACUAUUGAGAAUGUAAAGGCAAAAAUCCAAGAUAAAGAAGGAAUUCCCCCUGAUCAACAGAGAUUAAUAUUUGCAGGAAAGCAGCUAGAAGAUGGAAGAACACUAUCAGAUUACAAUAUUCAGAAAGAGUCCACUCUUCAUCUUGUUCUACGUCUACGUGGUGGUAUGUAGGAUCUUGCAGAAGUUCACCGACGAGAAUUGGGUUUUGCAGAAAGUGAAGAUGGAAGUUUAUGGUAGGGGAAUUAAGAAGGUCCAUUAAGAUAUGUGAAAAAUAUACAUUUACUUACUGGAUUAUCAGAUUACAUUUAAGUAAUAAAUUCUAAUUUGCUUUUCAUAAAAUAGUUUUUCCAAAAUAUGUAACAUAGGAAUGCUGAUACAGAAAUUUUUGGACCAACCUCAAUUAUAGUAUCUUAUACUCAGAUUUUGCAUCAUUGAUAUCAGCAAGCUUUUAUUUGACUGUAGAGUCACAAUUAAAAACAUUUUUCAAACCAGAAA